AUGCAAAUAAGAAAUCAAUUGACCCAGUUGACUUUCAUUUGUCAGAUUACAUCAAUCCUCUUUCAUGCUAUGAUUGUACAGCUAAGGCCUGAUGAAAGUCCUAUUUACAAAGCCUUUCUAAAAUCUGUUGUUGUCAGAAUUAUGAGACCUUUUCCUUCUGUUUUCCUUAAUAGCAUAGUAUUCAAUAAGUCAACAUGA
Molecule: messenger RNA, 198 nt
Organism: Clunio marinus
Lineage: Eukaryota; Metazoa; Arthropoda; Insecta; Diptera; Chironomidae
Source: the annotation of a GenBank genome assembly